Entrophospora sp. SA101 is the source of this 1433-nucleotide messenger RNA. The record is from the annotation of a GenBank genome assembly. NCBI's taxonomy places the organism in Eukaryota, Fungi, Glomeromycota, Glomeromycetes, Entrophosporales, Entrophosporaceae.
AUGGUAGACGCGCCAGACUUAGGAUCUGGUGCCUUAAAGCGUGAGGGUUCAAGUCCCUUGUCCCGUACCAAAAAAGUUGCUGGUCUCCAAUUAACUGGUAAUGAAAUAAAAGCAAUUAGAAAUUAUCAAAUUUCUAUUAGCGAUGCUUAUAUUUUACCUUAUAAAAAUGAGUUAUUCCUUCACAAAACUUCUAUUUCUCCUUAUCGUUAUGCUAGUCCAUUUUCUAAAAAUGCCAUUAGCGGUCAAAAGCCUCCCGACUUUGCUCUAAAUUUGGCUUUGCCUCUGGCUCACAAAACUAACCAGCCAGUGAAAGAUAUUGCUGAAAAAAUAUUUUCUUUAACUAAAGAUAAUCAAUAUUUACAAGGUGAAAUUACUCCAUCAGGAUAUAUUAAUUUUCGUUUGACCGAUGAAUAUUAUUAUAGAAUUCUCCAUUAUAUCGUAACUAAAAACUCAUUUUUUUCUAGAGAAAAAUCUAAACUUUCUAUUCAGCCUAAAAAAACUGUCCUAUUAGAAUAUGUUUCGACCAACCCUACUGGCUAUCUUCAUUUAGCACAUUUUCGCCAUGCCAUUAUUGGCAAUACUUUGGCUAAUGUUUACCAAUUUUUGGGAUAUCAAGUAAUUAGAGAAUAUUACAUUAAUGACCGCGGAGGACAAAUUUCUUCCUUAGUUAAUUCUAUUUACUACUUUUAUCACCAAUUACAAGAAAUUUUAGAAUUAAUAUUAACCAAAAUCCGGCAAGAUUUAGAAAAAUGUGGAAUUAAAUUUGAUGUUUGGUUUCCAGAAAACAGUUUAUAUGAAAAAAAUAAGCACCAGGAACUACUGACUGAAUUGAAAAAAAGAAAUUUAAUUUACACCCAAGAGGGAGCAAUAUUCUUCCGCAGCAGUUUAGGCAAUGACGAAAAAGACCGUGUAAUUAUUAAGCAAGAUGGAGCCGACCAUCAUGGAACCAUUGCGAGACUGAAAAGUGCUUGGCAACUGCUAGGAUACGAGCCAGAAAGAAUGCAAAUAAUUUUGGUGCAAAUAGUUAAUUUACUUACUAAAGAGGGUCAAACCGCAAAAUUUUCCAAAAGAGCUGGUAAUACCAUUGAAUUAACCGAAACUUUAGAAUAUAUGGAAAUGGAUCAAUUACAAUUUUUCCUUCUUGAAAAAGAAACUAGCCAACCGCUUGCUAUCAAUGUUGAAUUGCUAAAAGAAAAUAAAGAAAAAACUCGUCUUUAUUAUAUUCAAUACGCUCAUGCUCGUUGUCAUCAAUUAUUAGCCAAAGCCAAAGAGAAAAAAAUAACUCAAGCAUUCCAAACUUAUUACCAAAAAGAAGUAAUCAUUGAAGAAAAAAAAUUAUUAAGCACACAACAAAGGCUUUUUCUUACUCGAGGAGUAAAAGAUACCUUAAAAAUUGGUUUGAAUUUAGCUGGAAUUGCUGCUCCGGAAAAAAU